GCUCGAGCUUUUGAGUAUUAGUGGCUAUGGUUCUCGUCGCGGCUUCGUCCCUCUCGUUCGCCGUCCUCCUCUCGGCGUCUCCGCCACCGAGGCCGAACCGAAUAGUAUUGAAGAUGAGCCGGUCGCGCUGCCUUGCGGUGAGCCGGAGUUCCGCGCCUGGACCAGCGCCGGAGGCGGAGAUCUCUAGAGCCACGCUGCUUUGGAGAGCCGCGAAGCUUCCCAUAUACUCCGUGGCCGUCGUUCCUCUCACCGUAGGUAGUUCUGCAGCUUAUCUUGAGACAGGCAUAUUCUUUGCCAGGCGUUACCUUUUGCUCUUAAUUUCAUCGGUUUUGAUCAUUACUUGGCUGAAUUUGAGCAACGAUGUUUACGACUUUGAUACAGGAGCAGACCUUGACAAAAAAGAAUCUGUUGUCAAUAUAGUUGGCAGUCGAGAAUUGGUGUAUUUCGCUGCCAUUGUGUCUCUUGCUCUUGGCUUUAUGGGGCUCUUUUGGGCUUUUAUUGCGGCAGGGGACAUUCGGUUCAUUUUAUUAGUGAUGUUUGCCGUCUUCUGUGGGUAUGUUUAUCAGUGUCCUCCAUUUCGAUUAAGCUAUCAAGGACUUGGAGAACCUUUGUGCUUUGCAGCAUUUGGGCCUUUUGCUACUAUAGCCUUCUAUCUAUCACAAAGUGGCAAAACUUUUGCAGGGAACCAUGCCUUCUCCCCGAUAAGCAGAACAGUUUUAUCCGCCUCAUUCCUUGUUGGUUUGACAACCACCCUGAUUCUUUUCUGCAGCCAUUUUCACCAGAUUGACGGUGAUCGGGCUGUUGGGAAGAUAUCUCCUCUGGUAAGGAUUGGCACCAAAACCGGUUCGGCAGUGGUGAAUUUUGCUAUCUUAAUCCUAUACAUCCUCUUAUUUGCUUUUGGAUUAUGCAAAGCUCUUCCCUUGUCAUGCACUUUACUUUGCGCAUUGACACUUCCCAUGGCAAAAGCGGUUGUUGAUUAUGUCGAAAAGAAUUACAAUGAUGGUCUAAAAAUUUUCAUGGCCAAGUAUUAUUGUGUUCGGUUGCAUGCAUUAUUUGGCGUUGUGUUGUCUGCAGGACUGUUAGUUGCUAGAAAAAGAUAAUCCGCCGUUACAAUAAGAGGUUGCUACAAAUGAUUGAAGAUUGAGAACAAUUGUUUGUCAUUCAUAACAGUUGGUUAAUUUCAACUGGAUAUCAGAAUCAGCAGGUGAACUGAUGAUCCAUCACAUUACUCUGUUUACUGUCUAAAUACUUAACCGGACGGAACUAAUCAAUUCCCGGGGGCAUCGUGCCAUUUGCCAAAGUAAACAACAUGAAGGCCAAUGGAUGAACACUGCAUUACAAGGUCAAUUGAUGUGAAUCAAGGUCGGAAUUGAUAAUCAGAGGUUGUAUAUCUGUAAAAUUUCAACAUUGACUUCCUCUGGCCAAACUUGGCUCUUUUUAGAGUGUGUUUUGAAUGCCUUCUAGGCACAGGUUCAAGCAGGAUGAGGUUUCCAUCCAUUGUAUAAAACCGGUUUGGAAUUAAAAUUGUUUUCACAAGUU
This is a messenger RNA of Dioscorea cayenensis subsp. rotundata (Guinea yam), 1539 nucleotides long. Its product is annotated as 2-carboxy-1,4-naphthoquinone phytyltransferase, chloroplastic. Gene Ontology annotation, cellular component: membrane. Gene Ontology annotation, molecular function: prenyltransferase activity. NCBI's taxonomy places the organism in Eukaryota, Viridiplantae, Streptophyta, Magnoliopsida, Dioscoreales, Dioscoreaceae. Gene Ontology annotation, biological process: phylloquinone biosynthetic process. The record is from RefSeq and is a predicted model, not a curated record.